Tripterygium wilfordii is the source of this 1809-nucleotide messenger RNA. RefSeq names its product nuclear transport factor 2-like. The record is from RefSeq and is a predicted model, not a curated record. The transcript has 9 exons. The coding region runs from base 159 to 1547 and encodes 462 amino acids. Gene Ontology annotation, molecular function: mRNA binding. Gene Ontology annotation, cellular component: cytosol; ribonucleoprotein complex. Lineage: Eukaryota; Viridiplantae; Streptophyta; Magnoliopsida; Celastrales; Celastraceae.
ACCAGCGCCGUAUCAGAUCACGCUCUGUAAAAAUUCCCUAUAAUUACAAAAUCCCUUUAUUGAGAGAUCUCACAACAACAGCCUCUCUUCUACUCUUUACUGUACGGCGGCACCGUGAGGCUCUCCGCGGGAGAUCCUGAUUACUCUGCAGAGAGGUCAUGGAAACCCAGGCAGAUUCUUCGACUCUUACUCCACAAGUAGUGGGGAAUGCAUUUGUGCAGCAGUAUUAUUCUAUUCUGUCUCAAUCUCCUGAGUUGGCUCACAAAUUUUACGAGGAAGCCAGUGUUCUUAGCAGGCCUGAACUCAAUGGUCAGAUGACCUCUGUCACAUCCAUGAAAGUCAUCAAUGAUAUCAUUCUGUCCAUGGACUACAAGAAUUCCAGAGUCGAGAUACUGACUGCUGAUGCACAAGCUUCUUAUAAUAGCGGGGUGAUUGUUUUAGUGACUGGUUUUUUCACCGGAGAGGACCAUACAAGAAGACAAUUUUCGCAGACUUUCUUUCUGGCCCCGCAAGCAAAUGGAUAUGUUGUGCUGAAUGAUAUCUUUAGAUAUGUUGAGGCAAAGGAAUCAGGAGAUGUGGUGACAGUUGACAAUGUUGAUGAAGAAGGUGUGCCAACUGCUCCUUUGACUCCAGAUUCUGAACCAGUUCAUGUUCUCAAUUCCCCUGUGGAAAAUCACUCAACUACCACCGUGGAGGAGGAUACUAAUAAUAGUGAAGAAGUUGACCAUUCACUGGCCAAUGGAAAGAUAGAAGUCUUAGAGGAAAGAGCUGCUCCUGCUGAUGACCAACUUGUUGAGAGUCAAGUUGAUACCCUCCCAGUCAUUGAGAAAACUGCUCCUACUGUCCUGGAGGAUGGUUCCAAAAAGACCUAUGCAUCGAUAGUACAUGCAUUGAAGGUUAAUGCUUCUCCAUUCCAUGUGAGGAUUCCGCCUGCUAAACCUGUGGAGCCGCCACGUGUAAUUGCUGCAGCAUCUGAAACAUCAGUGCCAGUUAGUAAUAAUGCCCCUGAGAGAAAUAAUGAGAAAAACAAUUUUGAUGCAGCAGCUAGGGGACAUUCCAUAUUUGUGGCAAAAUUGCCCAUGAAUGCCACAGUCGAACAGCUUAGAGAGGUCUUUGAAAAAUUUGGGCCCAUCAAGCGUGAUGGUAUUCAAGUCAGAAGCUAUAAGGAACAAAGAAGCUGUUUUGGUUUCGUAGAAUUUGAAUCUGCUAGUUCUGUGCAGAGUGCUCUUGAGGCUUCUCCUAUCUUAAUAGGCGAUCGUAAAGCUCCUAUUGAGGCAAAGCGAGCUGAUAGUGAUGGCGGAAAGUACCCACCCAGAAGGGAUCGUUUUCGAGGAAACAAUUUCAGGGACGGUGGGAACAAUUUCAGGGAUGGUGGGAACUUUGGUGGCGGCCGUGGCUAUGGGAGAAAUGAAGCCGAAGAGGGUGGGUUUUCAGGUCAAGGUCGGGCCUCAUCAGGUCGCAAUAGAGAUGUUAACCAGAAGGUUUAUCAGAACGGUGGACGAGUCGCCCGUCAAGGUCCGGGCCCGAGUCAACGUGUGAUGAAUUAGGCUGCUGCUCUCACUGUUAAUUUUUUUCCCCACCGCAAUAACAUACUGAUGUAAGAUUAUAGGGAAGUUUUUGCCGAGUCGAUUUUUUGUGUCUUCAUUUGUACAAUUAUUAGAGUUUUUUUUUUUUUUUUAAUUUUUCCUUUCCGGUUUUAUUUGAGGAGGGAUUUGAAUCCUUGCCCCCCUCGCAGACAGGUAUUAGAGUUAAUCUCUAGGUGCUGAGUGUUAUUUCUAGAGAAAGGAAAUCUAAAGGAUUCUUUUUAUG